CAUAAUUUCGCUGCGCAUUUAAGGAAAAAAGACCCCCAAAAUGGAUAACGAAUCAACAGGCGCCGCCGUCCCGGCGGGCGUUAUACCGCCACACAUCCAAGACACGGACCAACUGUUGGAUCCCGUUCUCUUUUCGAACGACAAUCGAAACUUCAAGCUGAAAACCGUGCCCGCAUUUAGCAUACACUUGCUUAUCUCGUCGGUGAUUUCGUGUGUGGGCAUUGGACUGGCGGCCCUGUGGCCAGCGGAACGACGAUGCGACGCCUACUUUAUAAUGCUCUACUUGCGUGCAACCUUCUGGGUCAUUACAUAUCUCUUCGACCACUUUGUGAAAAUUCAACAUCAAAAGCUACGGAUGAGCGGCUACCAUGAUUUCCAUCGGGAGACAAGCAUGCAGAAGGGCAUUCCCCUGCAAGUGGUGUCUCUCUGGAACUCAAUGCUGCUUGCUGUCCAGGCCAUGAUCCAUCAUUAUUAUGGAGUGAGCUUCUGGGAGCACUGUGCCGCCGGCUGGCUGUCGCCCAUCAGCUAUGUGACUGCGUUCAGUGUUGCCGAGAAUGUGGUGUUGGCCAUCUUCCAUGGCUGCUAUAUUGACAAGGUGAGAAAAUUUAACAAGGCCAAUCUGGCCCCAGAUGUCCUGCGAGGCACUGAUCAAGUCGGCGGCUCUUUGGGACUGAUGCAGCCCGGCGGCGACACAGCCGAACUGCUGGAGAAGCAAGCGGAUCUCAUUGCCUAUCUGCGGGAUCAUACGCACAGGCUCAACCUAAGUAUGCACAAAAUGCAGACGAAUGUGCGGCCCGUACGCACGCCACAGAUUCCUUAAGGAUGGGCGAAGGAAGGACCAUUUAUACACUACAUAUUAUCAUUUUCUUUUUACUUUUUAAUGGCGCUUUUCCUUUUAUUCUAUUACUAUUAUUCAUGACGGAAGAAAUGUUCUUUAAGGAAAAUCAUAUUUAAACACAAUUAUGCCAAAUUGUAAAUAUAUAAAAAAAAAUUAAAAAUUUUGA
This is a messenger RNA of Drosophila persimilis, 1004 nucleotides long. RefSeq names its product transmembrane protein 192. Gene Ontology annotation, cellular component: lysosomal membrane; late endosome. The record is from RefSeq and is a predicted model, not a curated record. The transcript is spliced from 4 exons. The coding region runs from base 41 to 820 and encodes 259 amino acids. NCBI's taxonomy places the organism in Eukaryota, Metazoa, Arthropoda, Insecta, Diptera, Drosophilidae.